Molecule: messenger RNA, 966 nt
Organism: Fusarium oxysporum Fo47
Lineage: Eukaryota; Fungi; Ascomycota; Sordariomycetes; Hypocreales; Nectriaceae
Product: sulfotransferase family protein
Exons: 3
Coding region: 1-966 (321 amino acids)
Source: RefSeq, a predicted model, not a curated record
AUGCCGUCUCUCAACAGUUGGUGGUGGCGCUUCCUCGAAAACUAUGUCUAUGCAGUGCCAGAACCUCCACCGCGAAAACGCACGAAGCCUAUCGAGGUGCUCUGCGUAGGCUUACCCAGGUCUGCGACCGAGUCUCUCCAGACCGCGCUUUUGAAGCUUGGAUACGAUCACACCUAUCACGGCUGGGACAUCGUGUACGAGACGCCAAAUAACUCAUCGAAAUGGGUUCGCUUAUGCCGAAAGAAAUGGUUCGGCUCGCUCGAUGGUAACACUACCAUUACAAAAGAAGAGUUUGACGAGGUCCUCGGACACUCUGUAGCUGUCACAGAUGCCGCUGGUUCAGUGUUUGCGGCCGAACUCAUCGCCGCAUACCCCGAUGCGAAGGUUGUCCUCAACUACCGUAGAGACUUGGAUGCGUGGCACGAGAGUGCUGUGAAGACUCUAGUGAGCGUCCAUGAGAAUUGGGCUCUAUAUAUAUUGCCUUGUCUCGGGAAGGUACCGUUCUGGGGCUGGCAUAUUUAUGAACGGUUUAUGUGGCCCGUCCUGUUUCGGGCCCUGGACGGCAACAUUGAGACAGGAAUUGCGAGGAAUGGCAAAUGGGUUUACAAGGAACACUGCAACGUGAUCCGCGGCUUCGUUCCGAAAGAAAAGCUCCUCGAAUGGACUAUCGAUGACGGGUGGGAACCUUUGUGCAAGUUCUUAGACAAGCCAGUUCCUGACGGGCCCUUUCCUCACGUCAACAAAGCUUCUGGCUGGGAGAAUCAUGAGGCAGAAGUCACUAAACGAUAUCUGAUGAGUGCCUUGUCAGGAGUCGCUGUCUUAUCUGCUGUUGGAAUUGCAACAGGCGCCAUUGUAUAUAAGACCAUGCGGUGGAUGCCUGGCACUGAUGAGAAAACGAAUCUUUGUGAUUCGAUGUUGCACCUGGCAUACAAGAUAUCUGGAAAGUGUUCUGAUGCCUCAAUUUGA